Coturnix japonica (Japanese quail) is the source of this 721-nucleotide messenger RNA. RefSeq names its product interferon-induced transmembrane protein 5-like. NCBI's taxonomy places the organism in Eukaryota, Metazoa, Chordata, Aves, Galliformes, Phasianidae. Gene Ontology annotation, cellular component: plasma membrane. The record is from RefSeq and is a predicted model, not a curated record.
GAGGAGGGGGACGAGGCUCCGAGCCCAGGGGGGGCCGGCCGUUCCGCCUGAGCUCUGGGAUCCCGGGGGCCGGCUCAGGGGCGGUGCGGGACUGAGUUUCAUUUCUCGCGGAGCUCCCACCUCCCUCCCAUCUCCGCUCCGCUCCCGGCCAUGAAGCCGCAACAGACGGAGGUGAGCAUCCCGCUGCACCCACCCGGACGGGGACCGCCCCUCGCCAGCGUCCCCGACGAGCAGCCCCGCGACUUCGUCCUCUGGUCCCUCUUCAACGUCCUGGCAGGCUUCGCUCUCACCUACCUCGGCUGCAUUUGCUUCCCCUCGCUCAUCUUCUCCAUCAAGGCUCGUGACUGCAAAGUGCUGGGGGACAUGGAAGGAGCCCGGCGAUAUGGAACCCGGGCCAAGGUGCUGAACAUCAUCUUCUCUGUGCUGAUAGCCAUCGGUGUGUUGUCCACCAUCGCCAUUGCCAUCGUGCUCAUCACCAUGAACACCAGAUAGAUAUAGAACUUCUACCACCAUCUAUCCCGCUGUCCUGUGCUGUGCUCACCCCCGUAACCCCUUACCAAAAGCGCAUCCCAAGGAAGUUCUGCUUUGGGGAAGGAAUGCAAAGCCCUGUCCCCUUGCUGCACGUAACAUGGGUUCUGCUCCUGGGCCAUGAUGGUAUUUAACCAAGCUACAAUGUAUGCGUGAAUUGCCACUGUCACAAAUAAAGCCUCCUGCUCACCAA